UUGGAGCCGUCUGACUAGGUGAGCGCCGAACACUCGUCAGUGUACAGGUCGCAUCCCGCCGCGAUGGCUUGUGUUGACAGCGGCGGAUAGCACGCGGCAGGAUAUUACUCAGGAUAAAACUUUGUGUGCAUGGAUUCGACGACUGCGGCUGUGUUCCGAGACAGUGAGUGAUCCCUGUGAACCGCAACAGAGUGCAAGAAGCUUUCAUCUUUCGCCGCAGGGGUUGUGUUGUCGCUUCGCUGUUCAGUAUCGUGAUGUGAGGUCCUGCUUUGGCUCUCUCAACAGUGUGUGCUCGAUAGCUUUCUUCGUUUUCUCCCCUGCAUGUACGACACUUUGUGCCUGACAAAAAAUUGUUUUGCGCAACCUGGUUUGCAGCGUCCCAGUAUACCUUCCACUCAGAAACACUCGCGGCGCCAAUUUUGAUGGCAUGGUCAAGAGUUCUCUCUGCUCCCUCAGUGCCAUGCUUUGUAUGUAAGACUCCUCUGUGCCAUCGCUCGCGUCCUCGCUACUGCCAUGGAGCUUUUUCCAAUCCUCUGGUUGGCCAUAUCGGCCACAUCCCCGGUGCUGGUCGUCCUCAGUCUCUGGGUAAUCUACGUCUUCCAUACGUAUCGACGAAAAUGGCGAACUGUUGAUCUUUUCCUACUCUCUUUAUCCUGUCAAGACCUCGUGACUGCCCUUUUCUGCUUUGGCUUCGCGGUAUUACGUCUAAUUGGCCCAAAGUUCGAUGCGCCAUGUGGUUUUGUCGUCUGGGGCCUCACGGCCAUGCGCACCUUCCAGCUCACAACACUGGCGUCCGCAGUCAUCGAUAGGGUACUAACGGUACGAUGGCCGUACCGGUAUCGGUUCAGCGUGCGCAGGAACCAGAUCAGGUACCACAUCGCUGUCCUGGCCAUCAUCGGCGUGCUUAUCGGCGUCGCCGCCGUUUUCGCGCGUUCGACCAAGGCUCCGGAGGAGUGUUCCAUACAUCCAAACUUCUGGGACGCCCGGUACACGAUCUUUAUCGUGGUGUUGUACGGUGUGCUCAUGUUCGGAAGCGUCAUAAUGAGCGUGGUGAUGGAAGUCCAGCGUUGCCAACUGGGAAGGAAAGCCAAGCUUCAACAGAUGAGGACCGCUACACCCGAGUACGGGACGUCCAGCACGGGGAGCAGUGUGAGUUCCUCCAGUUCGAAACCUCUGCACGUGCUCGGGAGGCAGACAUCCAGGAGACCCUACAACGUAGGAGUGCUGAGCGAAUCUGGAGUGCCGGAGUAUCGUUGGACGGUUGUUGCGGUUUCCACGUUGCUGUCGUUUGCCAUCAAUCAUCUCCCGUACCUGGUGCUCGUGGUGCUUGGAGAGUUUGUGGAGGCCUUCUGGACCCCGUGGCAUGACGUGGCUGUCAUCUGGCUUCGACUUGGUCAAGGAUUUCUGUUUCCUCUUGUCCUCUGUCUCACGGACCGGCAUCAUUGGACUGCGCUCAAGAAGACGCUCCAGAGGCGGUCGGCUUCAGCGAACUUCACUGGGGAGGAGAGCCGCUAUCGACUCUACCUGGACGAUUCCAAGAGCAAUAUAAAGAACUUGGGUCCUGUCGCCCCGAUUGGCAUCAUUACAAACUACAAGCGGUCAUCGUUGAGCUAUGGCAAGGUGUCCAAAAAGUCUCAUCGCUCCAGCUGGGGAUCAGGCAGCCGUCGGAAGUCAUUGCCAAGGACACCGCACAAGUUCAUGGUAUCCGGUAUAUACGGCGUUGACUGCAUUCUGGACAAGCCUUCCUACCUACGGUCGCACAUCCCACACUUACCAACAACCCACGCUCAGUUGCAGAAAGCUUCCCAGUUGAUCCGUACUGAAAGUUGCUGCUCGGCUGACUCUGCUGUUAAAGUUCCAAUCCCAGCUGUGGACUACGACAUGGACAAGGCAAGAUUAGAUAUCCCAGGCGAUUGGGCGAGGCACGACGAUGAAGACCACAUCUACGCCACGCUUUCAGACACCCUAAGCUUGCACUCUACCGUUGCUGGAGACAGCUGCGCCACCUUCAGUGCUCCCGAAGACUCAGACGAAGACGCCGAGUCUUUCACUACGGAUGCAAACGACGACUUUGAGUUUCAUGACACGAGGCCCUGCGGUGGAGAAGUGCGCAUGCGGUCCUCCGUAUCGAACAUUGCAGACAACUGCUAUGGCACGGUUACAACCGCUCUCAAUCAGGACGUGCAAGCUCCGUAUCUGGAGCCGUCGAAUUUAACGUCGUGCAGCGGAUCAUACUCGAUGAACGAUCUUGAUCUGAUUGAAAAUCUUGACCUGUGUCAAGAACACUCAGGGAAACCUGCUAGAAGUGAGUCUCUCGUGUCACUGUACAAUCCCCCUUCCGAAAGCGGACUAAGUUCCGACACUCCGCCAAUGGGAUGCUACGGCAACGACCAGUAUAGCCUCGGCCAGAAGGUGAUGGAAGCCAUAAUGAAGAAUGGCCGCUCGUCCUUUGUAAUCCGCCGAAAUUACGUGCGGAGGGCAAAGAAGCGGAUCGGUCUCAAGAAACACAAGCUCAUGUUUGAUUGCGACAGCGUCGACGACGGCUUCACCGCUGUUCGAAGGUUCCCGCCGCUGCGUCAACACAGGGUGGCCAGCAUCAACGCGAUUCGCCGCAUAGGAAGUCCUACGAGCCAAUGGCACGUUCCUGUGGGACCUGACCGCAAGCUAGAAGUUAUAUCUGAGUUCAUUUAGCUCCAAUCUACAAAUACGACUUUGUAGAGCCAGGCACCAAGCUCUCGCAUGCAUGUGGGAGGAGGACAGAGAUCAACUCCCUGCCCGGUACCCUUUGCACUCGCGCCUGACACCGAGUUAGAUACUAUGCCGUUCACUGCCACUCGAAUAUCCGACAGUGGUUGAGGAACAUUUAUGAGCCACAAGGAGCAACGGGCUUAUACGUGAUGAUGAUUUGCAGAGAAGUCAUGAUAUCACGUGCGGCUCUGGCCAACGAUUGCCCGCUUGCCAUCACAUCAUGAAUGCUGCUGACACGGGAACAUCGCGUACAUUAGUGGAUGAUUUUCUGCAAGAUAUGUCCACAUUACCACAGCACUAUGCAGUCUGACAAUAGCCCAUAGCACACUAAACUGUAUCCCUGCAUCGCUGAAACAUCCAACAUAACAAACACUUGAAAGGUUGUUUUGUACUUCACGGGUUUUACCUCCGGUAAUCAUAAUGUGGUACCACUAGACAUGCCAACAGCUGUCAUGCUGCAUAUUUGCAUCUAGCACAGAUAAUCCUAAUAUGUAUUCAGUGUUGGGGGCAGCAGGGAGAGUGCUGAAGUCAGCCCAGAGCGCACAAUACUCCGAACCGCACGUCGCCGGCUGAAAGUCAGAUCGCACACACGACACAUAUAGAUGAGAGCAUGUACAGCUAAAUAAUGCUGAACAAGCUGCCAAUCAGUCAAUACCUGUUACGUGACAUUCUUAAUUUGCAUCAAGGAGCAGUUGAUGACUGGAAGCGUCGUGUUCGCUGCACGUAUUUGUACCUUUACUUCAUUCGUGGCUUUUCAUCAUAUCUUCUUCGAAUAGGCAUAAGUUGUACAUGGUUGGUCGAGGGAGAUGGAGACGGAGGUGGUGCAAUGACUUCAUAUUGAUCUACGUAAUUUUAACUUACUGACGUCAUUAGCCAUACCUUUCGGGGGGCUCCAAGAAAAUAAAUGCACCAGACCAGCUCAGCAGGUGUGCAUGAUGCGAACAUGAGAGAACGCAAACAAUGUAAAUAUUAUACAUAAGGCAUAGCUUACGAAACGAGUACACUCACUUCACGGCAAGCACGUUGGUGCAAAGGGAAAAUAACGCUGUGCUGGGUACGGCAGGGAUGGCAUCGUGCCAGCCAAGAGCAAUGGUUGUUCCGUUAUCACCGUGAACGAAACAACCGGGUGCCCACCUACACAUAAGUCACAUUGGCGUAGUGUUUCAGAUUCGCCGUGUAUUACCACAGAUACUUUGGCAUCUACGAUACGUACUAUGUACUGAUUCGUGCCCGUGGUUUCUGUACACUCAGCGAUGAGGAAUCAACGUUAAUAAAGAAUUAUUUCCGUGA
Molecule: messenger RNA, 4038 nt
Organism: Ornithodoros turicata
Lineage: Eukaryota; Metazoa; Arthropoda; Arachnida; Ixodida; Argasidae
Exons: 3
Coding region: 514-2691 (725 amino acids)
Biological process (GO): G protein-coupled receptor signaling pathway
Cellular component (GO): plasma membrane
Molecular function (GO): G protein-coupled receptor activity
Source: RefSeq, a predicted model, not a curated record